This is a messenger RNA of Coregonus sp. 'balchen', 12180 nucleotides long. The record is from the annotation of a GenBank genome assembly. Lineage: Eukaryota; Metazoa; Chordata; Actinopteri; Salmoniformes; Salmonidae.
AUGAGAGCCAUGUCUCCUGAGGAUCCCUUCCAAGACUCUCUAGAUGAUGAUCUAGACGGCUUCUCGGAGCCUGGGAGAGGGAGCAGGAUACGCAGCAGCGUCUACACCAAAACCCCUGAAAUGGAGAGCAACUGGUGAGAUCUAUGGGCCACAGUUUUGUUUAGGGGAUAGUUAGCUCUCGAAAACUCUAGGCGGCAUUCUGCCUUCUCAAAUCAAAUCAAAUGUUAUUUGUCACAUGCGCCAAAUACAACAGUGAAAUGCUUACUUACAAGCCCUUAACCAACCAUGCAGUUUUAAGAAGAAAAAAAACACACAAAAAAAUACAAUAUAAAAUAAUACGAAAUAAAAGUAAAAGUUCUCAGCCAUUAGCUUCGCCUGCCUCAUGUGAACUUCAACCCUGACGCUGUGUUUUAACGUUUAGAAACGUCAAUAAUCAUUGCUUGCGAUAUGGCUUUCAAAGCACAUGGCCCUUAUCUUUCAGUAGCAAGAAUGAAUCCUUCAAAUAAAAAAGAGACACUUACUGUAGCAGUUUUGCACAGAUCCGUACAGCUAUGGGUGCCCCCAUCCGACGAAACUACACUUCUGCUACACUUCCAGAGUUAUGCUUCCACACAGUUGUUUGGAGCAUGCUAGAUAGCUAAUUGGCACAGGUGGUCGCCUCUUGUCUUCUGUCUGUUUUCCGUAAACAAGCAAUGUUUUUAUUUUUAUUUUAUUUCACCUUUAUUUAACCAGGUAAGCCAGUUGAGAACAGGUUCUCAUUUACAACUGCGACCUGGCCAAGAUAAAGCAAAGCAGUGCAAUAAAAACAACACAGAGUUACAUAUGGGGUAAAAAACAUAAAGUCAAAAAUACAACAGAAAAUAUAUAUACAGUGUGUGCAAAUGUAGCAAGUUAUGGAGGUAAGGCAAUAAAUAGGCUAUAGUGCAGAAUAAUUACAAUAGUAUUAACACUGGAAUGCUAGAUGUGCAAGAGAUUAUGUGCAAAUAGAGAUACUGGGGUGCAAAAGAGCAAAAUAAAUAACAAUAUAGGGAUGAGGUAGUUGGGUGGGCUAAUUUCAGAUGGGCUGUGUACAGGUACAGUGAUCGGUAAGGUGCUCUGACAACUGAUGCUUAAAGUUAUUGAGGGAGAUAAGAGUCUCCAGCUUCAGAGAUUUUUGCAAUUCGUUCCAGUCAUUGGCAGCAGAGAACUGGAAGGAAUGGCGGCCAAAGGAGGUGUUGGCUUUGGGAAUGACCAGUGAGAUAUACCUGCUGGAGCGCAGACUACGGGUGGGUGCUGCUAUGGUGACCAAUGAGCUAAGAUAAGGCGGGGAUUUGCCUAGCAGUGAUUUAUAGAUGGCCUGGAGCCAGUGGGUUUGACGACGAACAUGUAGUGAGGACCAGCCAACAAGAGCGUACAGGUCACAGUGGUGGGUAGUGUAUGGGGCUUUGGAGACAAAACGGAUGGCACUGUGAUAGACUACAUCCAAUUUGCUGAGUAGAGUGUUGGAGGCUAUUUUGUAAAUGACAUCGCCGAAGUCAAGGAUCGGUAGGAUAGUCAGUUUUACGAGGGCAUGUUUGGCAGCAUGAGUGAAGGAGGCUUUGUUGCGAAAUAGGAAGCCGAUUCUAGAUUUAACUUUGGAUUGGAGAUUCUUUAUGUGAGUCUGGAAGUUGAGUUUACAGUCUAACCAGACACCUAGGUAUUUGUAGUUGUCCACAUACUCUAGGUCAGACCCGUCGAGAGUGGUGAUUCUAGUCGGGUGGGCGGGUGCCAGCAGCGUUCGAUUGAAAAGCAUGCAUUUAGUUUUACUAGUGUUUAAGAGCAGUUGGAGGCUACUGAAGGAUUGUUGUAUGGCAUUGAAGCUCGUUUGGAGGUUUGUUAACACAGUGUCCAAUGAAGGGCCAGAUGUAUACAAAAUGGUGUCGUCUGCGUAGAGGUGGAUCUGAGAGUCACCAGCAGCAAGAGCGACAUCAUUGAUAUACACGGAGAAAAGUGUCGGCCCAAGAAUUGAACCCUGUGGCACCCCCAUAGAGACUGCCAUAGGUCCAGACAACAGGCCCUCCGAUUUGACACACUGAACUCUAUCUGAGAAGUAGUUGGUGAACCAGGCGAGGCAGUCAUUUGAGAAACCAAGGCUAUUUAGUCUGCCAAUAAGAAUGCGGUGGUUGACAGAGUCGAAAGCCUUGGCCAGGUCAAUGAAGACGGCUGCACAGUACUGUCUAUUAUCAAUCGCGGUUAUAAUAUCGUUUAGGACCUUGAGCGUGGCUGAAGUGCACCCGUGACCAGCUCGGAAACCGGAUUGCAUAGCGGAGAAGGUACGGUGGUAUUCGAAAUGGUCGGUGAUUUGUUUGUUAACUUGGCUUUCAAAUACUUUCGAAAGGCAGGGCAGGAUGGAUAUAGGUCUGUAGCAGUUUGGAUCUAGAGUGUCACCCCCUUUGAAGAGGGGGAUGACCGCGGCAGCUUUCCAAUCUCUGGGGAUCUCAGAUUUUAUGAAAGAGAGGUUGAACAGACUAGUAAUAGGGGUUGCGACAAUUUCGGCGGCUAGUUUUAGAAAGAAAGGGUCCAGAUUGUCUAGCCCAGCUGAUUUGUAGGGGUCCAGAUUUUGCAGCGCUUUCAAAACAUCAGCUGUCUGAAUUUGUGUGAAGGAGAAGCGGGGGGGGCAUGGGCAAGUUGCAGCAGAGGGUGCAGAGUUGGUGGCCGGGUUAGUGGUAGCCAGAUGGAAAGCAUGGCCAGCUGUAGCAAAAUGCUACAGCAUGGGGAUAUGGUUUGAGGGAACACUAACCCUAUCAAGGUGUGUUUUAAUUUAACAUUUUGUUAUUUGAAAAUUAUUUAUAGCAGAUAUGAAAGAUAAGGUCCUUAUGCUUCGAAAACCAUACCACAAGUGAUGCAUAUUAAUGUUCAGACCGAGCGUUGGGGAUCUUAACAAAACUCCCCCCUACAGAAGUCGCCUUCAUCCAAUUACUCUUAUGGGUAAUGUAAUGGAACUGAGAGUCAUGACCGAGGGAUUUUUUUUUCCUGCGGGGGGGUGGUGGGGGUGGGGGAUCAGAUAGGGUCUUCUUGGGGCAUACAUCUAUACAUUUACAUUAGAAAAUGAUUGCAUAUGGGAGAAACACUGCACAGACACAGCUCUAAGUGUGGAUCCAACUGAUUUCUAACCCUCUCUCUGUCUUUUCUUUAUAUGUAGUUAUGGAGACUAUGGAGCAACCAUGGACAAGAGUCCUCUGUUGAAAACAUUGAUGGAUGCCGAAGCAGCGGCCAACUCUGCAGCCAUACAGCUCAUGUCAUUCAAGGAGACCCUGGAGGACGAUUUUGCCGUACGUGAAGUCCUUUGCAGUUGAUGUGCUGACAGUGCACCUGUCUUUAUUUUGAGAGGCAUAACAUGAUAUCAAAAUCUUAGAUUCGUUUACAAUGUUUAGGGUGUCAAAAGCAGAAUUGAAUUAAUCCUUCUGUUAUAAUGGACUCAAGACACUCUGCCUCUGAUAACCGGCGGAUGUCAAGGCAGAGAGGCCUUCUGCUCGAGAAGUUGGAGGUUUUUAAACGGAUAAACAAGUCUGUCCGACAGCAACUCAAAGACCUGCAGGAUGCAGAGGUUGGCAGUUCUAAUCUGAUGGCUAAUGACUACUACUUUGAAGGACUGUCAGCUAGCAAUUUAUAAGGGGGUCAUGCUUAUGACAAGUUUUAGAAUGCAUUAUACCUGUGGACGAAAGUAAAGUGUUAUUCCAACUUUUUAUUUUUCUUCUUUUUAUUAUUUUUUUUUUUUUUUACUGUUGCUUAAAAUAACAUGAUUUGACUACUCUUUUUGUCUCCUCUGUAUUAGGCGUCUCGAAUGGAGACAGACAAACACAUCGAUCUCUUACUAAAGAAGCUUACACAGGCUGAGUGUGAUAAUCUGGUAAAUUGCUUUUCACUUGGGGAAAAAAAUUGAACUUCACACCUCACUCCAGACCUGUAUUGAAAUGCUUUGAAAUGUUGACAUAGCGGUGCCAAGGCUGAAGAUUUUAUAAGAUCUGCCUGUUUGUUAAGCUCCUCUUGGCGGAUUAUAGGGUCAUUCAGUGCAGUAUGGCUCAGUGGGUUGCAACAUGGUGCUAGCUACAUUAAAGUUGGGGAUUUGAUUCAAUCCCACAUGGGCCACAUGUACUGAAUUUGUGUGCUAAAUUUGUAAGACGCUUGGGAUAGAAAAGCAUCUGCUACUGUUCACUAUACACAUUUGUCAUUUCAAAUGAAAGUUGUACUGUGAGUAAGAUAUAUAUUUAUUUAUUGUUAUUUUGUUUCCACCAGCAUUUGAAAAGAGAUUUGAAUGAUGAAGAAAAAAUGGUAGAGGAACUGAUGGGUUUGCGGAAGAAAGAAAUGGUAAGCAUUGGCCUUUCAUUUCAUAUGAAAUACACAAGCGAUGACCACAAUUUGUACAUGAUAAAACAUAUUGACAAAGGUACAAAUUAUAUGAAGGCAUUGUCCUCACACCAUCUCUUUCUGCUUUGAUGCUCCACAGGAGAACACAGAGAAUGCGGUCCAUUACAUUUUACAUUUACAUUUUAGUCAUUUAGCAGACGCUCUUAUCCAGAGCGACUUACAGGAGCAAUUAGGGUUAAGUGCCUUGCUCAAGGGCACAACGACAGAUUUUUCACCUAGUCGGCUCGGGGAUUAGAACCAGCGACCUUUCGGUUACUGGCACAACGCUCUUAACCACUAAGCUACCUGCCGCCCCCAUGCCACCAAGUCUGUGGAAACCACAUGUGCUCACCGGCAGGGCCAGCUACGCAGCAAGGAGGCCGACAACAACCGUCUCACCGUGCAGCUCCGGGUAACACACAAGUUCAGGCAUCAGUCUAUAAAUCUAUCACUUUAUUGUCCCAUUAGGGAACUUUGUAAGGACAAGCCAUUCUAUCUGUAGAAUAAGACACUGAGAAAGCAAAGGACACAGUUUGCAGUAAAUAUGAAGUUUCCAGCCUGUGUGUCUGGUGUCUGGGAGGGUUUGGAAGAAAGUCAGCAAAAAAUAGACGCAUUUCUGUUUCACAAAGAAUGGUGGACAAUAUUAAUUUACGACCCAUCCAAGAUGGACGUCGUCCGUGAGUGAAAUCCUAUUUGUUUUGAAAAGGCUAGGCAUUAGUGUGUAGAUAUGUCCCUCUCUUUUUUCCAGGGUUUGGAGAGGCAGUUGACGGCGCAGAAGCUGGAGAUAGAUGGUCUGAGGGGGGAGAUCUCCAGUGUUUCGCAGAAGGCAUCACAGGAGAAAGAAGUCCUGAAGAAGGCCACCCGCGCCCAGAAACAGAGGGUCCAGAGGAACGAAGCUGCUGUGGAUAAAUGCUACACUAAGCUGAGGGAGAAGGUAUGUAUGAGUAAUGUUGGGAACCAAUAAGAACAACAUUUUUACUUUAGCUACGGUGUCCCCUACUGAACACGACUCGGGUAUCCCGUUCUUGGUGAGUUCAUUGCCACUGCCAGUAAGCUGCUUUAUGUUAUGUUGUGUGACAUGAUGACAUGUAGGAUGUUCAGCUGGCUGAGGUUCGUUCAGAGAGGGACACAUGGAGGGAGACAACAGGAGCAGAAGACAGAUGAGAGAAUACAGCUUGAUGCACAGAUAGGACUGCUGAAAGGGUAUGUCAUUUCAAUCCUUAUUAUUCACAUUUUGUCCUGGACACAAAGUCUGGCAUAUUGUCAAUCCAGGUCCUUGAGGCAAUAAAUAAUGUUCUUUCAUUUUUAAAGGUUUUUCAGAUUUUCUUAAUUCCUUUCUUUAUAUUUUGGGGAUUUGUGUUUAUUGUUUUGUAUUGUUUUGUAUUACUGCACUGUUGGAGCUAGGAACAUCAGCAUUUCGCUGCACCUGCGAUAACAUCUGCAAAAUAUAUGUACAUGACCAAUACAUUUUCUAUUGUUGUUUCAUUACAGCCAAAUAGCAGACAUUACUUUGAAGCUGCAGAAAGAGAGGGAUGAGUUCACUGCUGCAAAUGAGGUCUUACUGCUGAAAGUGGAAAAACUCAACGCUGAAAACAGAAACAUUGGCCUUGAGAACGCAACCCUCAAGGUAGGAAAAUGAAACGCCAAUAUAGACCUUUUAAGUUGUGUGUGCACCACCCAACAACUAUUUAUCUAGUUAUUUAGUUUGACCAACAUUUUACCUUGAGCCAUAGAGUAGCCCCUGUAUAAUCUAAAGUAAACUAUCUAAGUUAACACACUUAAUGUAGCUCUACUGAUUUCUAAUUGUAAUACCUUCUCUGUAUAUUCUAGCAUGUCAUUUAUUCCCACCAUAAUUCUGGAUGAUAUAUUUACAUGUAUGAUUAUUAUUAUGUGAUUUGUUCCCACCAUGUUCAGGAUUAUAUUGGUUUAUGUAUGUUCCAGGCAUCCAUUGCUGGGCUGGAACUGCAGCUGGUCCAUUCUGAAGCAGCCCUGAAAGAGGAGAGCACUCUCUCACAGGAGAGGAAAGACCAAGCAGAACAGGAUCAGGGUCAGGUAAGGAUCCCACACACCCCAUAUCCAAGUUUCAAUACUUACUAAUCAUAUAAAAAUGCAUUGAGAGAUUCAUAGGUAAGGUAGAAGUUGUCUGUUUUAUUUGCCUGUUAUUGCACACCUCUCAGGUGGCAGAGCUUCAAAUGGAGGUGGAUGAUCUGAGAAUAAAGUUGGAGAGUGUUCUGAGGGAAACGGAGAACAUCAGAGAAGGAAGAGGGGCAGAAGUGGAGAAGGUAAAGUCUUCUGUUGGCUACAUUCAAUGUAAAUAGCUUUGUCUUAAAUCAGUUUUCAUCCUUCGAAAUUGAAGCAAAAGAUAGCCCACAUGUUGUGUAAGAAUAAAAUCAAAUUGCUUGAAAUAAUUUGACACAAACAAUAUUUGGUUCAGUGAAAUCAAAAUGAAUGUGAUAUCCUGUGUUUUUGAUAUUUGUUUUACCUCACAGUUUGCUGAAAGCCUUCAAAAGAUUCUCUCUGAGUAAAUACACAUCAGUGGUGAAUGGGAAUGUCCAGCUUCCUAUGCUUGUAUUGCCAGUCGUGGUCUAGUCAGUGAGAGCUACUUAGACAGGUGUGGCCAAUCAGUCAUUAACAUUUCUCUGCGCCCCUGCUGGCCGGCACGCCCCUCCCCCAUGGACCCCAGGUGAGACUGGAGCUGGAGGGGUGCGUGAGGGAGCUGGAAGAGUACCCAGAGUUACUGAGUGCCACAGAGCAGAGUCUUACGGAGUGCCAGGACAACCUGAAGCCCUCCGAGAAGAGAUGUGCAGACAAGGCAGAGGCCAUUAGACAACUGCAGGUCAAGGUGUGCAAUUUAGCAGUAAGACUAUGGUAACCUGUAGAUGGGCAAGUAAGUGCUGUUGGAGUACAGUACAGUAUGUAGAAUGUGGCCAUUUACCACUUCCAACCACCAGAUGGCAGAAACCCUAUGUGUUGGAUUCCCUUUAUAGUGUUAUAAUCACAAUGGUUAUAAUGCUGCAUCCCCAACCCGGUCCUGCUUUGACUUGGUGUUAAGGUUUGUGAUUGAAUGUGCUCAGAUUGCAGUGGGAAGAGAGUAAGGUCGCAACCCUAUGUGCCCCUGUUAAAUGUUUGUGAAGCCUUGAUGAUCGCCUUAAGCUGAUUUACAUUAAACAUUUACAUUUACAUCAUUUAGCAGACGCUCUUAUCCAGAGCGACUUACAGUUAGUGAGUGCAUACAUUUUUCAUACUGGCCCCCCGUGGCACUCGAACCCACAACCCUGGCGUUGCAAGCGCCAUGCUAUACCAACUGAGCUACAGGAGGUCUAGUAGUUAGUUGUUGUUGUGUGGGUCAACAGUUAGGCAGCGAGUGAAAUUACAACAGUGCUGAAACAUGAAUAGAAACGCAAUCAAUGCUUGCCUUUGAAUGUUGCUCAUGCCACUUUUGUGCAGUGUUGAGUGUGCUGUGUUGAUAAAUUGAUAAGCCAAUGUAAUUCCAGUCAUUGCAUGGUACAGAUCUACUAUCUUCAUUUGAUCACUCUGUUGUCACAGAGAAUAUUCCCGCGCAGCAGGAAAUGUACAUUUGAGUGUAUUCAAGGUUUAAAAAGGCUUCUAAAGUUUGUAUUUUCCACUUUAAAAUGUCUGACUUGAUUUGCCCUAACAAAAAAAUGCAUCAACCCCUACAAAAAUGUCCAUUCAUUAUAAUCCACAUAAUAAUUCACAUUUCCUGUUGCUGCAGGAUUCUUUUCCUGCUGUGAGAAGCAGGGUCAAAUGAAGUGCAUCUGUACAACUCUUUGUGGUGUUGUACUCUGUGCUUGAACCCCAUUCAUGUCCCCAUAUUCAAUACUAAUUGAAAAUACAUUCAGCAUGUAUGAUAUUCAGUCAUAGAGUAAAUGUUUUGCCCAACCCCAAUUCUGAAGACAUGAUUAUUCUCCAUCCAGGUGGAGAGCCAAGGGGAGAAGAUGAGAUCGUCAUUGGACAUGAAAGAGUCUAUCCACGAGGCUAACUCACAGCUACAGCAGAAAGUGCAUGCUCUUCAAAAGUAAGUUUAUCUUUCUCUCAUUAGACAUAAUUCAUACAUUCUCGCAUUUGAUUAUGAGUGGUAUUUUCUAAUGAGAUUCUUCUAUGUUUCUAAUUAAAAAACGUUCAAGCCUGACCAGGGUGAAUGCUGAAAUGUGUAUACAAUGCUUAUGACUGUUAUAUGUGUAGGUUAUGAAUGUGUUAAGAAGUCCUUAUGUAGCUAGAUAGGUACCCUUCAAGUAUCGUUGUGUAUUCCUUCCAGGCAGAUGGAGGAGCUGCAUGGAGUAGAACCAGGGGCUGGAAAGUAGUUCAUGCUCAUAUGCUCAGCAUAUAGUUUUACUCAAACCUAUCAUGUGUAUAGUAGCAAAUGUAAAUGCUCAGAAUAAAGGUGUAUUUAUGUAUGACAAAUGUAUGCACUCACUAACUGUAAGUCACUCUGGAUAAGAGUGUCUGCUAAAUGACUAAAAUCUAAAUAUAUGUGUGUAUAUAUAUAUAUAUAUAUAUAUAUAUAUAUAUAUAGUACCAGUCAAAAGUUUGGACACACCUACUCAUUCAAGGGUUUUUCUUUAUUUUUACAAUUUUUUACAUUGUAGAAUAAAAGUGAAGACAUCAAAACUAUGAAAUAACACAUAUGGAAUCAUGUAGUAACCAAAAAAGUGUUAAACAAAUCAAAAUAUAUUUGAUAUUUGAGAUUCUUCAAAUAGCCACCCUUUGCCUUGAUGACAGCUUUGGCAUUCUUUUGAUUUGUUUAACACUCCUUUGGUUACUACAUGAUUCCAUAUGUGUUAUUAUAUAGUUUUGAUGUCUUCACUAUUGUUCUACAAUGUAGAAAAUAGUCAAAAUAAAGAAAAACCCUGGAAUGAGUAGGUCUGUCCAAACCUUUGACUGGUACUGUGUGUGUAUAUAUAUAUAUAUAUAUAUAUAUAUAUAUAUAUAUAUAUAUAUACAUACAUACAGUGCCUUUUAAAAGUAUUCAUCCCUGUGAUGCGUGAUUUGAAGGAGUCAGGCGCAGGAGGGUAAAUCACAGUAUACAGAGUUUAUUCCGUAAUCCAUCUUAACCAGUCCAGUGCGCAAAACAGGCGCACUGGAACAAACAUGCACACGGGGAAAAUACCCCGGCAAUACAAAAUACUGAGCUCAACCGAGCUACUAAUCCUCACAAAGAACAAUCACCCACAAAGGACAAGGGGGGCAGAGGGAACACUUAAACACGUACUAAUGAGGGGAAUAUGAACCAGGUGUGUGUAAUUGACAAGACAAGACAAAUGGAAUGAUGAGAUAUGGAGCGGCAGUGGCUAGAAGGCCGGUGGCGACGAACGCCGAAGCCUGCCCGAACAAGGAGGGGAGGCAGCUUCGGAGGAAGUCGUGACAAUCCCCCUUGGCGUUUUUCCUAUUUUGUUGCAUUACAACCUGUAAUUUAAAUGGAUUUUUAUUUGGAUUUCAUGUAAUGGACAUACACAAAAUAGUCCAAAUUGGUGAAGUGAAAUUGAAAAAAUAACUUGUGGUGCGUGCAUAUUUAUUCACCCCCUUUGCUAUGAAGCCCCUAAAUAAGAUCUGGUGCAACCAAUUACCUUCAGAAGUCACAUAAUUAGUUAAAUAAAGUCUGUGUGCAAUCUAAGUGUCACAUGAUCUGUCACAUGAUCUCAGUAUAUAUACACCUGUUCUGAAAGGCCCCAGAGUCUGCAACACCACUAAGCAAGGGGCACCACCAAGCAAGCGGCACCAUGAAGACCAAGGAGCUCUCCAAACAGGUCAGGGACAAAGUUGUGGAGAAGUACAGAUCAGGGUAUAAAAAAAUAUCAGAAACUUUGAACAUCCCAUUAUAAAAAAAUUGAAAGAAUAUGGCACCACAACAAAUCUGCCAAGAGAGGGCCGCCCACCAAAACUCACGGACCAGGCAAGGAGGCAUUAAUCAGAGAGUCAACUAAGAGACCAAAGAUAACCCUGAAAGAGCUGCAAAGCUUUUUUUUUGCUGAGUAGAGUGUUGGAGGCUAUUUUGUAAAUGACAUCGCCGAAGUCAAGGAUCGGUAGGAUAGUCAGUUUUAUGAGGGCAUGUUUGGCAGCAUGAGUGAAGGAGGCUUUGUUGCGAAAUAGGAAACCGAUUCUAGAUUUAACUUUGGAUUGGAGAUUCUCAAUGUGAGUCUUGAAGGAGAGUUUACAGUCUAACCAGACACCUAGGUAUUUGUAGUUGUCCACAUACUCUAGGUCAGACCCGUCGAGAGUAGUCAUUCUAGUCGGGUGGGCGGGUGCCAGCAGCGUUCGAUUGAAGAGCAUACAUUUAGUUUUACUAGUGUUUAAGAGCAGUUGGAGGCUACUGAAGGAGUGUUGUAUUGCAUUGAAGCUCAUUUGGAGGUUUGUUAACACGGUGUCCAAUGAAGGGCCAGAUGUAUACAAAAUGGUGUCGUCUGCGUAGAGGUGGAUCUGAGAGUCACCAGCAGUAAGAGUGACAUCAUUGAUAUUCACGGAGAAAAGAGUCGGCCCAAGAAUUGAACCCUGUGGCACCCCCAUAGAGACUGCCAUAGGUCCAGACAACAGGCCCUCCGAUUUGACACAUUGAACUCUAUCUGAGAAGUAGUUGGUGAACCAGGCGAGGCAGUCAUUUGAGAAACCAAGGCUAUUUAUUCUGCCAAUAAGAAUGCGGUGGUUGACAGAGUCGAAAGCCUUGGCCAGGUCGAUGAAGACGGCUGCACAGUACUGUCUAUUAUCGAUCGCGGUUAUAAUAUCGUUUAGGACCUUGAGCGUGGCUGAAGUGCACCCAUGACCCUAAGCAUACUGCUAAAGCAACACUUGAGUGGUUUAAAACAAAUAACCUGUAAUUGAACCCACAAUUGUUGAUGCUCCAGAUACUCAACUAGUCUCAAGAAGGCCAGUUUUAUUGCUUCUUUAAUCAGCACAACAGUUUUCAGCUGUGCUAACAUAAUUGCAAAAGGGUUUUCUAAUGAUCAAUUAGCCUUUUAAAAUGAUAAACUUGGAUUAGCAAACACAACGUGCCAUUGGAACACAGGACUGAUGGUUGCUGAUAAUGGGCCUCUGUACGCCUAUGUAGAUAUUCCAUUAAAAAUCAGCCGUUUCCAGCUACAAAAGCCAUUUACAACAUUAACAAUGUCUACACUGUAUUUCUGAUCAAUAAUGGACAAAAAAAAGUGUAUAUAUAUAUUCAGUGGAACCAAGGUUCCCAGAAGGAAAUGGAAAGGCACAGAAGCCAAUUGAAGAUGGUGUUUUCUAGGAGUUGAGUUAGUAUCAAGAGGUCGAGGUUGACUUUUUGAUACAUCUCAUCAUCUCUAUUUCUCUCAUACCAAGGUGUCCAAAGUGAAAGACAAAGCUGUUUCCAAAGAAAGUUCCCUUCAGACUAAAAUCCUGAAACUGGAGGCUGAGAAGAACAGGAGAGCGAAUGAGCUGAAACAGAUUAAACAAAGCAAGCAGUCGGUGAGUAUCAGACACGAUCACCUACGAUAACCUACUGCAUACCAUAGGAUGUUUCUCUCAUAUACCUUAAAGCUAAUUCUAACACAGGACAGUACUUUUUGAUGCCAUAGCCAAUCAGACCAUUAUUAUUUUUAUUUUUUUAAAGAAUAGAAGUACAUACAUUUUUCCAUUCAAUGGAUUUAAAUCUUGGUGCAGGCUGAGAAGAAGUUUGAGGUGCGUCUGAAGGACCUGCAGGUCAGCCUGGACCAAUCAGAGAGCCACAAGCAGAGCAUUCAGAACUACGUAGACUUCCUCAAGAUCUCUUACGCCACCAUGUUUGAGGAAGGACUACCACCCGCACCGUCUAGCUUUGGAUCAUCCUACUUUUUAAAAUGA